Messenger RNA from Ctenocephalides felis (cat flea), 1123 nucleotides. Its product is annotated as myopalladin-like. NCBI's taxonomy places the organism in Eukaryota, Metazoa, Arthropoda, Insecta, Siphonaptera, Pulicidae. The coding region runs from base 8 to 1123 and encodes 371 amino acids. Gene Ontology annotation, biological process: dendrite self-avoidance; homophilic cell-cell adhesion; axon guidance. Gene Ontology annotation, cellular component: plasma membrane; axon. The record is from RefSeq and is a predicted model, not a curated record. Gene Ontology annotation, molecular function: cell-cell adhesion mediator activity. The transcript is spliced from 6 exons.
GGCAGCUAUGACGUCGCUACAACAACAGCCCUUGCCGCUUGCAGCCUGUGCCCCGUCUAUGAGUGCGUCUGCUCCAUCUCCUGCUUGUGAGGUGUCGUCAGGUGCGACAGUUCCAGUUCCUGGUGAACUAACGCAGCAAGUAGCGCAUCAACGCAGUUGUUCUGAAAGCGAAGCUGCUGGGGCCAUCGGAUGUGAGCGCAAGAGGCGUGGAUCGACUGGGGGAGCGAGAGUUUGGUCGGCUAAUAUACAUUCGACGUCCAGACUUUGCGGUAGUCUCGGCGCUACAGUUGGGCGAGAUCUGUUUGGCAACCAAGACACAGUCAACCAGCAACCUCAUUCUCUGGACUACACAGCACUGCAGGCGGCUGGGGAACACGAUACUUGCUCAACAUCUGGUUUAUCCAUAGCUGAUGGCAGUUGCCGAUUUCCCAAACUUGAAGAAUGUGCACAUUUUCAUUAUGAAAGAGUUGAAUUAGGGGGUGUUACAUUGAGACUUAUGCAUGACGAGGACACGGAGCAUGGUACUACAGAUGACACGGAAAGCGUGCAAGGUGGACCGUGGUUUACCAUAUCUGUCGAAUCAGGCCAUUGCUCCAGUCAAAUAAAUAAUCAGAGCUUUAGUUCAUCAGCAGGUUUCAAUGGUUUAAAUUCCACGACAGCAUCUGUAUCUAUUCAACAACAAGUGGGGGUUGGAGGGUCAUUUGCACUGCGCCGAUUGUCGCUGGUCGACGGUGGUGGUUUGCUGAUUUCCGAAACCCGUUCGUCCGACUCUGGGGCGUAUCGCUGCGCUGCUCAGAACAUGGCUGGUGUGCGGCAAACAGACGCGGCCACACUGAAGGUGGUGACGCCGCCGCGUGUGUUGCGGGCACCGCAGGAUCGUGAGGCAGUACGAGGAGCUACGGCGGAAUUUCAGUGCCAAGUUACGGGUGAUCCUGCUCCAGAAGUGUCCUGGCGCAGAGCCGGAGGCCAACCUUUGCCUGAAGGUCGUUACACUAUUUUGCCUGAUCAAACGCUUGUGAUAAAAGAUACGAGGCCGGAGGACCAAGGACAAUAUGCUUGCGAAGCAACUAAUGAAGGAGGACACAUUGCGAAUAGUGCACGACUAAGUCAUUAUCCAAGUUAA